GGCUGAGAAUGUUGUCGCAUUGGUGUGGUCGGCACCCACGGAGCUGAUAUAUGUACGAGUUUCAGCCUCGUCCGGCCCCCACAAGCUAGCUGCCGUCAUCAACGCACACAUGUUCCAAAUGGGCUAGUGCACAAGCGAAGCGCGAACUCGAAGCCAAUGAGACAUAAGUGCAACCCAUCCUUACAUUGCAGAGCGCGAUCGCUUGGCUAAGAGCAUAGCCCACUGAGGCGGAGUCAGCGUGCUUCUAGGCAGCCUGAUGCACCCGGCGAUCCAGCCCAGACGAAUUGAGCUGCAAUAACAGCCCAAGGAUUCGUGAAGCUCUUCAUCAACCCACUGUUCGAAAAAUUCCUUCGAGAUAUACGAGCACGAUACAACUUCUUCAAAGGGCCAGAAACGAUGGAGGAUGAGACAGUGACUAGACAAGUAGUCCGAGUCUACAGCUUUCAGGCCGAAGAACGACUACCAGCCGAGAGCGAGGCGCAUGUCUUAGCCCGUGUUCUUUCAGAUAAAGAGCCUUCCUUGGAGAAUAUAACGGAACCAUGGCGCAGGUUCUUCGAGCCUUGGGAAUCCGAUGAGCAUGAGAGCGACCCUAUCACGAACGUUCUCUCCGUCGAGGCCGCGAAGCUUCAAGAGCAAUGGUUCCUGUUCCAGAAGUUCAUUCCAAAGGAGGAGCAAAUCGACGUUCGGAACUCUGAGCCGACGAUCGACGGAGUCAUCAAAAUGGUAGCGACCGUAAGCAAGGCAUGGCAGGCAAAGCGCGAGAAGGGGAAGCGAGGUAAGGCAACGGGCCUCUUCCAUCGCUUAUGUGGUACACUGGACGCGCAUAGUUCCAUGUUGGAAGUCGUCCCGAAAGGAAAUGAGUAUGCUUCACUCUUCGCCGGGACCAUCAUCUCCAUCAUCAGGGCGAGCGUCAACCACGAGCACAUUGCGGAGGAUUUAGCGAGUGCCCUCUGCGCCAUAAGCGAAAAUGUAGCGGAAUGCGAGGUCGAACUCGAGCUUUUCAAGACGGAAGCUAUGAUGCGCGCCGUCGCGGAUCUAUAUGCACAUAUCUUCCUCUUCCUCUCCGACACACUGGGCUGGUACCUUAGGAAACGGCGUAAACGACUCGUCGAUUCGUUCAACGAGAAAUUCUUCGACCAUUUCGAGACCGAAAUCGAUAACAUUAAACGUAAAUCCGAGAGCAUCAGGAGGAAGGCUGCGCAGAAUAUGGCAGCAGAGCAGAGGGUGACCCGGCUGACAGUGGAGGAGACAGGAAGAGAUCUGAGGCUAGGGUUACAGGGGAUCAUGAGGGAGCAAGCCGAGACGAAGUACGCGGCGCAGCAGAUGCGCACCCAGAUGCAGAGGGAGAGAGCCGAGUGGCAGGAGGAGAAGAAGCACUUGGCGAGCUUGCACGCCAACCUGCUGACUUUCCUGACUGACGCCGUGCAGUCACAUGGCCUUCAAGAAUUGUCUUUGCUCCGCCCAAGCAUCGCAGGCGCUCCAAACACCGUCCAACGCGUCCUCCCUGGCCUCGAUAUAGCGUCAAUUACCCGCGAGAAGGUCAUGCUUAACUCUGCAUGCCUGGAGGAUUUCUUCCACCGGGAUCGCGUCCGUCUGCCCUGCGAUCAUUUUGCGCCUGUGAAGGUCAAUCCGGAGGCUCUAGCUCGUCUUGCGGAAUGGAGCACCGCGACCGACUCCGACGUCCUCUGCCUCGCCGGCCCAGAUAUCGAGACGGAUGAGCUGGAGAACUCGAUGACUAUGCUGGCAGCUAGGUUCGUCGACUUCGCGGCACGAUCGAAUGUGCCCGUAAUGUCGUAUUUCUGCGAACUUCGAAGAGGUCAGAAGAACAGACCGGGGAAUACAGCAGAAAUGCAGGGCGCGAUCGAGUUAGUGUAUGCGCUCAUCAGGCAAACGAUCGAACUUCUUCCUCUAGAGCUCAAAGAGAACGACUCGGACCUCUCGGGGGAACGCUUUCAGCAGCUGGACGGAUCCGCGGCAUCCCUGGGAGACGCUAUUGCACUGCUCAAUGAGCUCUGUAAGCAACUUCCCGGGAAAGUGUUUUGCGUUAUCGACGGGCUGCAGUGGCUAGACGACAAGAGCACGGAUACAUUCCUAGCCCGGUUCGCUCAUCAACUACGAGAAGCGGGGAUGAAGGUCCUCUUUACGACGACAGGGCAGUCAAGAGCCUUGUUGGACUGCCUCUCCAGAGGAGAACUGUCCCUGUAUGAUGGACCAGAGAAUCGAAGCGGAGGGGCACCAUGGGAACUAGAUGAUGUCGUUGAGUUCUGAGCAGGAUACUGACGUACUUUUUGACUUCCCGUGUUCAUAGAACGGUUUAAUUCAGCAUAUGGGGCCAAUGAUAUCAACUAGGAUGACGUGGGAUCCAGAUCU
This is a messenger RNA of Trematosphaeria pertusa, 2370 nucleotides long. RefSeq lists its product as uncharacterized. Bases 397 to 2268 code for a protein of 623 amino acids. NCBI's taxonomy places the organism in Eukaryota, Fungi, Ascomycota, Dothideomycetes, Pleosporales, Trematosphaeriaceae. The record is from RefSeq and is a predicted model, not a curated record. The transcript is spliced from 3 exons.